AAAAUAAAAGUACUGCCACUCUUUUGUCCAAAUUCACUGAUGAAAUAAAUACUUACUUAGACGAUAAAAAAAUUGUUGUAGCAAUAUUCUAUGAUUUUAAAAAAGCAUUCGACACUUUAGAUACAAACACCCUUUUAAAUGGAAUGGCCGAAUGUGGUGUGGGGCAGCCGCUAAACGAAUGGUUUCGCGACUAUCUCACGUCACGUUCAUACCGCGUUAAGAUUGGUGACGACCUAAGUGAUGAGACACUAGUACAUUGUGGAGUACCGCAGGGCUCCGUAUGUGGCCCUGUGUGUUACCUAAUGCAUGUAAAUAGCUUAUGUGGAGUUUUGCGAAACUGUUCCGCACACAUGUUUGCUGACGAUCUAUGCACCCUACGCGCAGGAACCAAUAUGAUAGAAACUUGUCGUCUAGUUCAACAAGAUAUAGAUUCAGUAGUUAAGUGGUCUCAUGACAAUGGGAUUAUAUUGAAUUCAGAUAAAACGAAGCUCCUAAUUAUACAGUCGCCAUAUUUAAGUCCAUCAGAAAUGCCCCUCCCUAUGUAUACCCACAGUUUUACUUGCCUUCAUAAUAACUUACACCAUUGCCAUUGUAGACCAAUAGAAAAAGUAGAUUGUGUUACAUAUUUAGGUGUUAAAGUAGAUUCCGCAUUUUCUUGGCAACAACAUAUAAAUUAUAUCUGUAGCAAACUUAGAAUUUUAUUAGGAAGAUUUUACCACCUUAGUUUUAAAGUACCAAUUAAUAUAUUAAAAUGCUUAUACUUUGCCAUAGUAGAUUCCGUGUUAAGCUAUGCCCUUGAUUGCUAUGGUCUCACUUUCAAAUCGUACAUAGAUAAAGUAGAAGCGAUACAAAUUAGAUUCUUAAAGUUACUUGUCAGUAAAAAAACUAGAAACAGCUGUAAAGGUAAUUAUAAUAAACUAUUUAAAAUUUGUAAAAUACUCCCAGUCAGUCUAAAACACAAAUACCUCUUAGCUAUUAACAACCACAGCAAUAAGGUGCAUAUCUCGACACGAUUAGAACAUAAACAUAAUACAAGAUCAGUGGCUGUGCAAAAAUAUGAAAUACCCCGCGUUACCAACUAUUAUGGAGAUAGAACAUUAAGAAAAAGAUUGCCGUAUUUUUUAAAUAGUCUGCCUGAAAAUAUCAGACUUGAGCCCAAUAAAAUUAAAUUUAAAAAAGCACUAAAGCUGCACCUAAUGGAAACACUUGGGUGACAAUUGUAUGCCUGUGCCUGCAAAUGUCACUCAAGUGAAGAGAGUUAUAUUCAUGGUGUAAGUUUUAAUUAAUAAUAUGUUACGUUGACUAUGUACGUAAGAACUUAUAACAGAGACUCGCGCCUGCAGUCAAACUGUGUAAACAGUUUUGCAGGAAACUGUACUAGAUCAUAAGUUUAUUCCAUGAAAUAAUAAUAAAA
This is a messenger RNA of Cydia pomonella (codling moth), 1414 nucleotides long. RefSeq lists its product as uncharacterized. The record is from RefSeq and is a predicted model, not a curated record. The coding region runs from base 144 to 1214 and encodes 356 amino acids. NCBI's taxonomy places the organism in Eukaryota, Metazoa, Arthropoda, Insecta, Lepidoptera, Tortricidae. The transcript has a single exon.